CCGCAGCCGCGGUCUAUCUUCACUCUGAAAUAGUCUUUUCAAUUACCCAGCACCCCUCUGAAACGUUUGACCUGUCUCUGGCCUUGGUGUGCAGUGCAGAGCUGCUAGUUGUCCGCGCUCGCCGGCUGUGGGAUUAACCGUUAGUGGCUUUCUGACAGACUGCCCGGCUCGUGAAGUGGGAUCAGGAACAGGAGAGCGGAGCCACGAUGCUGAAAUGUAGGACAGUAUGGAGAAAGCUCGCACCUCUGGCUAAAUCCUCGUCCACACUGUGCCGGCAGAACGUGAGAAGAGCAGGUUUGAACAAUGGCCGAACACCAGUGUGCGUUCCUGCAGCCCACAUGUCCAGUGGGCCUGUGGGAGGAGGUGGAGACAACCUCAAGUAUGCUCUCCUGGUUGGCGCAGUCAGCGUUGGAGGCCUCGUUUAUGCAGUUGUAACCAUGAAGUCGGACCAAAAACGAUACGAGCAGCGCAUAGAAGAACUUUCCACCAGGCCACAGAAAACGUCCACAAUACCUACAGCUGCACAAAUCCAGUCAGAACCUCCUGCUGUUCCUGAGGACCAGCCUGCAGCAGCACCUUCAAUAGAAGAGCCAAGCUCACCUGCAGAGGUUGAAGCCCCCAAAGAGGAGACGGCUCCUGAAACGACCACCCCCCCAGCAGAUGAGCCCGUGGUAGAAGGGUCACCAGAAGAGGCGGCGGCAGCAGCUGCUGUGCCUGUUGUUCAGGAGGAGCCGCUAGUGUCCUCUGAGCCGCCCCCGGCGGUGGAGAGCGUUGUACUAGCAGAACCCGCAGCAGCAGAACCUCCUGCAUCAGAGCCUCCAGAGCCCCAACCUGAAGUUCUGGUAGAGAGUGUAGCGGACUCCACGCCUGUUUCCUUGAAGCUGCCCGCCCACGCACCUUACCUCCUGAUUGGUGGAGGUACGGCCUCCUUUGCUGCUGCCAGGUCCAUUCGAGCGAGAGACCCCGGUGCCAAGGUUCUGAUAGUGACCGAUGAGCCUGACCUCCCGUACAUGAGGCCUCCUCUGUCUAAAGAGCUGUGGUUCUCUGACGAUCCCGCGGUGACGGACACACUGCGUUUCAAACAGUGGAACGGCAAAGAAAGAAGUAUAUAUUUCCAGCCGCCGUCAUUCUACAUCAGACCGGAGGAUCUGGAUGGAGCAGAAAACGGAGGAGUGGCUGUUCUGAACAACAGAAAGGUGGUUUACAUGGAUGUGAGGGGAAACAAAGUCAAACUGGAUGACGACACAGAGAUCUCAUAUGACAAAUGUUUAAUAGCUACAGGUGGUAUUCCAAGAAAUCUACAGCUCAUUGAAAGAGCAGGAGAGGAGGUGAUGAAGAAAACAACUUUAUUCCGCAAGAUUGAGGACUUUAAAUCGCUCGACAAAGUCUCUAGAAACGUGAAAUCGGUCACAAUUAUUGGGGGUGGCUUCCUGGGCAGCGAGCUGGCCUGCGCCCUCGGGAGGAGAUCCACUGAGUCGGGAUUGGAGGUGAUACAGAUGUUUCCUGAGAAGGGGAACAUGGGAAAAGUGUUGCCCGAGUAUCUGAGCAACUGGACAACAGAGAAAGUCAAGAAAGAGGGUGUCAAGGUUCUAACAGAAGCUCUGGUCAAAUCUGUCUCCUGCAAGGACGAUCAAUUAGAAAUCAAGCUGAAGGACGGCAGAGUGGUAACAACAGACCACAUCGUUGCUGCUGUAGGUCUGGAGCCAAAUGUGGAUCUCGCCAAGUCAGCAGGUCUGGAGGUGGAUUCUGAUUUCGGCGGCUAUCGGGUUAAUGCAGAGCUGCAAGCUAGGUCCAACAUUUGGGUGGCGGGAGAUGCAGCGUGCUUCUACGACAUCAGACUGGGCCGCAGACGGGUGGAGCAUCACGACCACGCCGUCGUGAGCGGGAGACUAGCGGGAGAGAACAUGACAGGAGCCAGCAAACCUUACUGGCAUCAGUCUAUGUUCUGGAGUGACCUUGGACCUGAUGUGGGCUAUGAAGCCAUUGGGAUUGUUGACAGCAGCUUACCAACCGUGGGAGUGUUUGCCAAAGCCACCGCCAAGGACACACCCAAAGCUGCCACAGAAAUGUCAGGGACCGGCAUCCGCUCAGAGAGUGAAACAGAGGACACGGCAGUCAGCCCGGUGGCCUCUGACACACCCAGUCCUGCUGCAGAAAACAAAGAUGACUUUGGCAAGGGAGUCAUCUUCUACUUGAGAGACAAAGUGGUGGUGGGCAUAAUCCUGUGGAACGUCUUUAACAGAAUGCCCAUUGCGAGGAAGAUUAUCAAAGAUGGAGAGGAGCAUGCAGAUCUGAACGAAGUAGCCAAGCUGUUCAACAUCCAUGAGGAUUAAGGGUGAAGGAGGCCCACUCUCAGGGGGAAGAGUUUUUGCUUCAGAUGAAGAGUGAACUCUGGCAGUAAUUGCCACAUCAACAAGUUUUGCAUACCAAACAGGAGGAUCAAUGUAAAUUAUGUUGGUUAAAUAUUUUCAUAUUUUGAUUUGCUGCUCAUGUUUUUUAUUUUAUUUUAUUUGUUUCUGCUAAGUUUGUUUCUUCAUGAGAAGUCAGUGUGUGUGUGAGAGUCCUUCUGCUUUCCCCCUGACAUCAGUCUCAUUGUGUUGUGAUCAGGGAAGCUUCUACUAAGAAAAACUACAAUAAAAGCUAUUUUUAAAUUG
Messenger RNA from Oryzias latipes (Japanese medaka), 2654 nucleotides. It is a transcript of the gene aifm1, whose product is annotated as apoptosis inducing factor mitochondrion associated 1. Gene Ontology annotation, cellular component: mitochondrion; cytoplasm. Gene Ontology annotation, biological process: apoptotic process; mitochondrial respiratory chain complex assembly. Lineage: Eukaryota; Metazoa; Chordata; Actinopteri; Beloniformes; Adrianichthyidae. The record is from RefSeq and is a predicted model, not a curated record. Gene Ontology annotation, molecular function: NAD(P)H oxidase H2O2-forming activity; protein dimerization activity; FAD binding.